This is a messenger RNA of Xyrichtys novacula (pearly razorfish), 4822 nucleotides long. Lineage: Eukaryota; Metazoa; Chordata; Actinopteri; Labriformes; Labridae. The record is from the annotation of a GenBank genome assembly.
CAGGGACAGGUUUCUCCAGAUUCUCACAAUUUUCUUUUUUUGUUGUUGCAAUUUAAUGCUAUAUUGCGCCUAGAUUGUUGCCCAAGAAGUCCCCUGUAAAAUGAUGACAUGUUGUCGUUGCACUAUUUUUAACUGUAUAUUGAUUUCAAAAGGUUUGCAAACUAAACUCUGUUUUGAUUUUAUUUGACAUAGAGUAGAAUUGGAGUUGGGUGUUGAUUCAAAUUUUAGGAUUCCUCAUCAUACUUCAGUGGUUGAUUAAUACCUUUUAAUUUCUCAUUAUCCUCAACAACACUGCGUCCUUUUACUAAUUACCAAACACCUUAAACCUGCUGAUACAAAACUGUAGCUUCAAAUUCAAGAUAAAUGGGAGCAUUGCUAAUUUUCAGCCCUUCUACAAACGGACUUUGGUAAAACCAGCAGUUUGACAUUUUCAUUUUAAGGGCAGGUAAACCUAACCCAGGGUCAACACAACUUUUUUUUUGAACACGACUGACCAAACACACGUUUGUUAUCAGCCCAGAUUGCGUCUCUCACUUGUUUGAGAAGAGCUCAGUAAUACACAGCCUGCGUGCUGAUUUAUUUAUUUUUUUAAUCUCAAAUGUGGUUUUUUUGUUUUAAAGACCCAAUCUCAAUUCCAGAAACAUUAAAUACAUUACAGAAAUGUUCAGUGUCAUCCCACUUGAUGAGGCCUGACCACAGCUGUAGGUAUACUUUUGUUUAACAGCUGCUGAGGUGUCAUUGGCUGAAGUUUAAGCUCAUCGGGUCUGACUGGGAAUGGCCAACAAAAGGGGAGGGAAUGAAAUGGAGGUCAACAUACACCCUGUCUUAUAAAAGUAGGUGCACUCUGUAAACUUCCCUGCAGCACCUCGUGAACUGUACAGAUCACUCGUUGUUGUGGAACCAUGGUGAUGAAGUGUUCUGCCCUGUGCCUUGUGGCACUGGCCUUGCUUUGCACCUUCUGUGAUGCUCAGUGGGGCUCCUCACACAAGCCCUCACCACCUAGAUACCAAAAACCAGCACCACCCCCUGUGAGACAGGAGCCCAGCAAACAGGCACCUCAACAGCCCCAACAAUCGAAGCAGGAUUUCGAGAUGCCACUCACUUGGACAUAUCCUGAAGAUCCCAAACCUGAGCCCCAACCUGAGGUCCCCUUUGAGCUGAGACAUCCUGUUCCUGCUGCAACUGUUGCAGUGGAGUGCAGAGAGAGAGAUGCUCAUGUGGAAGUCAAGAAGGACAUGUUUGGGAUUGGACAGUUCAUCAAUCCUGCUGACCUUACCCUGGGAACCUGCGGUGCUACAGCAGAAGACAAUGCUGCCCAAGUGCUGAUUUUUGAAUCUGAAUUGCAUGACUGUGGCAGCUCAUUAGCGGUAAGCACAUAAAGAUACCCAAAAUAAAUAAAAAAAUGAUUUGGCAUUUAAACUUAGUAACUUAAGUUUUUGUGUAGUGGAAUUAGUUUAAAGUAGUUCAAAUUUAUUUCUUUGCUAGAUGACAGAGGAAGCCCUCAUCUACACUUUUGUUCUGAACUAUGUGCCCCAACCUCUUGCGGGAUCUCAAGUGGUGAGAACCAGCAAAGCUGCUGUAAUUGUGGAGUGUCACUACCCAAGGUAGGCAAACUGACUGAUAGAGGUGUGGAGGAGUGUUUUGCAGACAUAUAACCCACAUAUAUAACUACUGGUUCAAGAAAAUCCAACAUAGUGAAGAUGACUGGGAAUUAAUUUAAUUUUCUGUAUUCUGAGUUAACCUCUUUAAUCCUACAGGAAGCACAAUGUAAGCAGCCUUCCUCUGGACCCUUUGUGGAUCCCAUUCUCUGCAGUCAAGGUAGCAGAGGAGUUCCUAUACUUCACUCUGAAACUCAUGACUGGUGAGUUGAAAAAAAAAAAAAAAAUUAUCUACAACUAAUUUUGUGAAAGUGUAAUUGCAUGAAACUCAGUAAAGAAAAAAUGCAAACCACAACUUUCCCUCAAAAAACAAGCAUUCUGUAGUUUUUGUAGAAUUAAAAACAUCAUGUGUUGGCUAGUUUCGAAACUCAUUUUACCCUGAAAAAGGACAUGCAAUUACCUGUUAAAGGUGGGGUAGGCAGGAUUAGAGGAAGUGCCAGUUUUUGGGCGGAAUCUUGAAUGUAACCUCUACCCCUCCCAACCAGUUUUCCCCUCAGCUCCUCCUCUCCCCUCCUGCUCUGCUCCAGCAAGCCCCGCCCACAAACAGACGCUCACGCUUGCUCUUAUCGUUUAUCGUUAUGUUUCAUUUAUAGAUGCCAACAGACUACCAGCAAACACAAUGUUUGCAGGACUAAUGCAACUAGGAUAAAGUGAUAUAAUCCAGGAACUGAGCUAACCAGUUUAGCGGCGCAGAACAUACCGCAGGUCCCGUUUGACAAGAAACACUAUUGUUACAGACACUUUGCUUACUUUGUUAACCCUUUCAAUGCCUUUGGUAUCAAAUUUGAUACAUACUUUUAUAUAUUACUAUCAAAUCAAUAUGAUCAACAAAUUACUAAAAAAAACACCUGAAUACAGUCCGAUAAAUGAUAAAAAUGUCCUCUUGUAGUUUAUCAGUUUCCAAAAACAUCUAAUGUAUCAAAUGAGAUAAAUAAAUAUAUAUUUGUUAAAUUUUAAGGACAUUUUGAUUUUUUUGGUUUUCAGUAGUAAGUGAAAUAAACAUUUCAGCUCCCAAAAAAAUAAAAAUUUUCUGGCCAUAAUAUGGGUGUCAGGCAUUAAAGGGCUACAGCAGUGUAUCUGUCCAGCAGAAAGGUUACAGGGUCCGUAAGAUCCUGAAGUGUUCCAAAUCGUUUUAUGUUUACCUGGCUUUUUAUGUAGCUCUUGUCCGGUCUCUGGUAUUCACUUCGUUUUCUUGCUUGUGUUGGCAGUCGUGGCUAAAGGAGGAUUCAGACAAUUUCCCGUACUUCCUGGUGGAUUUCUACUGUCCGAUAUUGUAGCAUGCUAACUUUAUAUGGGCUCGUGAAUGUUAUGCAAGGACGUGGGGCGUGCCUCACAAUACAAGAGAGCAGUGUCUGCCUCACAACCAGACGGAGAAUGGUUUUGUUUACAGUCAGAAAGAGAGGAGGGCUCAAAAAAUUUAAAAUGUUGACUACACUGGCAUAACAAAACACAGCGAUGUCGUUAUGUACCCAAAUGUCAUCAAUAACUAAUAGCUAUUGACAGAUAUUAAAGGCUUUUUUGUAUAUACACCACAAAAAAAGAUGCUUCUUCAAUGGAAUCCUGCCUACCUCAGGCAAUACACAAGCAACAGCAAAGUACCCAAGGAGUUUCUAUAUGACAAAGACCCUGCAGCACUUCCGCUUCUUUGUCUUCAUGGUUUUCUUCAUGAUCAAACAUUUAUGGAGCUGUGAUCUAAUGCCAUUAUCUCAUUACACAGAUGACUGGCAAUUCGAGAGGCCAAGCUACCAGUAUUUCCUGGGUGACAUGAUUAAUAUUGAGGCAACUGUCAAGCAGUACUUCCAUGUGCCUCUGCGUGUUUAUGUGGACAGCUGUGUCGCUACUCUUGCCCCAGACAUGAACUCCAACCCCAGAUACGCCUUCAUCGAGAACCAAGGGUAAAGAAGCGUAAUGACUUGAUUGAGAUUAUUCUGUUUCUCUAGAAUAGCUGGACACGAAUACAUUAAGUCUUCUGUUUGUCUCUCUGACGUUAUUUGUGUGUUUUCUUGCUUAUAGAUGCUUUAUAGAUGCUAGGAUCACAGGCUCUGACUCUAAGUUCAUGGCUCGUACUGCAGAAAACAAGCUCCAGUUCCAGUUGGAAGCAUUCAGGUUCCAGGGCUCUGACAGUGGACUGGUGAGUAUCUCAAGUCAUGAUUUAAUAUCUUCAUUUUUGUGUUUGAUACAUUGAUAUAGAACCCUAUUAUUUCCACAGCUCUACAUUACCUGCCACUUAAGAGCUACAUCUGCUGCUCAUCCCAUUGAUAGUGGACACAGAGCUUGCUCCCCUAUAGGAGGGUGAGUGUGCAUGAGAGCAUAAUCGUUGUAAGAAGUCUGUGACUGAAGAAAUAAGCCUGUUAUUCUCUCUGUAAUAUCCAGAUGGAAAGAGGCCAGCGGCGUUCAUGCAGCUUGUGGCUCCUGUGACUCAGGUUCACUUGAAGCACCUGGUGCCAACACCGGUGCAGGCGGUUCCUGGGGUUCCAGCGGCACAGUAACUAGUGUUUCCUCUCCUGGUAGGAAGAUCCGGGAGGCCUCCGAGAGUGAAGGUAUUUACAACCCCCUGUCUUGAUAGUUUAAUCAUGUUUAAAUCAACCACUUUGAUGCACAUUGUGGACAUGCGUUCCUCUCUUUCCUCUUAAGUUUUCGAAUGGGAAGGUGAUGUCACCCUGGGUCCCAUCCCCAUCGAAGAGAAGGUGAUUGCUUAACUCAAUUUCCUGCCGUGGCUAUGAUUCCCAAAAUAAACCUUUUGAAUUGGUUCAUACUCAUCUGUAUGUUUGUUGUCUCUUUUUCUUAGCUUAGCUUAAACCAGAAAGGUAACCGCAUUAACUCAAAACAUGUCAUCAAAAUUUGACCUACAAAAAGGGAAACAUGUUAGAUUUUAAAAGUGCUAAAGAUCAUAAUGUAACUCUUUUAAAAAAAAACUUUGGCUGUUGUGUGAUGAUGAAUGGAUGAUGUAAAUCUUUCUGUUUUAUGGAAAUAAAUAUGCAAAUUAUUAAAACUUGUCAUUUACUGGAUAGAACUUUUGCAGAAGAUGAUUUAAAAAAUACAAGGAAUUUUCAGUUUGUUGGCUAUUAUGUCAGAGAAGAGAUGACUUGAUAAAGAGGAAAUAAAAUGGUAAAAAAAAAAAAGUGGAGAAACUAGGUUUAGGGACUUCCUCUCUUAACUGUUUG